UUCUUCAGUUUCUCACUUCAACAGCAUUAGUUAGCAAUGGCUUGGGAAACCUUGUCACUCGUAAGCCACCACCUCAAGAGGGCGGUGAAGAAAAUCAACCUGAUUUUACUCAGCUUCAAAUUAAACCGAUUGCGGUUAGCUUCGAUCCUUGGUUGCGCUUCUCGAGCUUCUACGCGGCAUUCUUUGAGCUUCAAUGACCGGCUGGGGCUUUACAGCUGCAUUGAAGACGAAAAUACUCAUGGGAAUCAGCGCGGUUUGAGAAGGGUUCAAAGCACGAGGACCCAUGAUCGUCUGAGGGAUCAGAAUUCGGAUGAUCACGAUGACGAUGAUGUCAAUCGCAGGGCUGAUGUUUUUAUAGCAAAUUUUCGCCGGCAGCUGAUGUUUGAGAGGCAGGUUUCUUUGCAGCUAAGGAGAAGCGUAACGUUACAUCAAGAUUUAGGGGAACGAAAACACACAGAAAAAUCAGGUAAACGACUAAAAAUAGAGCAUAAUUUAUGAACAAAUGUAUGGUAUCUUAAACUGGUAAUAUGAACAAGUCCC
Pyrus x bretschneideri (Chinese white pear) is the source of this 540-nucleotide messenger RNA. RefSeq lists its product as uncharacterized. The transcript is spliced from 2 exons. The coding region runs from base 37 to 498 and encodes 153 amino acids. NCBI's taxonomy places the organism in Eukaryota, Viridiplantae, Streptophyta, Magnoliopsida, Rosales, Rosaceae. The record is from RefSeq and is a predicted model, not a curated record.